GACUGAAUUUGUGAAACCAAGUUCUGAUAAAACUAAAAAUCUAUGCUUAAAAGGAUGAGUGCAAAAAAAGGAUUGGAAUUUCUGCGUGCAGUCUCGAGCUAUAUGACUAAAACGAAUGGCUACGAUCGAUGUUUACAGCAGCUAAAAAUCGUCAGCGGAGGCGACGGGAAGUGCAUUGCCGAGUUCAAGGUGGCCGAGGAACAGCUGAACCGGGCCGGUGGACUGCACGGGGGCUUCACCGCAACCAUCGUGGACGUGGUCACGACGUACGCGCUCAUGACCAAGGAAAACUGCCUGCCGGGCGUAUCGGUCGAUAUCCACGUGACGUAUCUGAAGGGGGCACGGGAGGGGGACGAAGUGAUCAUUGAUGCCAAUACGAUUCGUGCCGGCAAAAAUCUGGCCUUCCUGGAGUGCGAGCUGCGGCACAAGCGUGACAACUCGAUCAUUGCUAGGGGUCAGCAUACGAAGUACAUCGGAUCAGGUGGCGGCAAGCCGAAGGAGUAGGUUGGGCGUUUCUUUCGGUUUUAGUCAAUGCAAUAAUGGCGUAGAAGCAGUAUACAGGGAAGACGUAGUUCGAAAAGAGAGUAAAAGUGUUAAUUGUUUUUAUUAGUUCAAUAUUCUGUUUUUUGCUUUAAGUUUUUUUUUCAAUGUGAAGUACCGGGUCUCUUUCGGGAUAAAACUGGUGUGAACGUACUACAUUAUGUUGCUUAUAGUCUAAACAGAA
Messenger RNA from Armigeres subalbatus, 724 nucleotides. RefSeq names its product acyl-coenzyme A thioesterase 13-like. The transcript is spliced from 2 exons. The record is from RefSeq and is a predicted model, not a curated record. Gene Ontology annotation, molecular function: fatty acyl-CoA hydrolase activity. Lineage: Eukaryota; Metazoa; Arthropoda; Insecta; Diptera; Culicidae. Bases 43 to 504 code for a protein of 153 amino acids.